This is a messenger RNA of Histoplasma capsulatum G186AR, 2005 nucleotides long. RefSeq names its product aminopeptidase. The coding region runs from base 224 to 1960 and encodes 578 amino acids. Gene Ontology annotation, biological process: response to toxic substance; L-homocysteine catabolic process; proteolysis. Gene Ontology annotation, molecular function: cysteine-type aminopeptidase activity. The transcript is spliced from 5 exons. The record is from RefSeq and is a predicted model, not a curated record. Lineage: Eukaryota; Fungi; Ascomycota; Eurotiomycetes; Onygenales; Ajellomycetaceae. Gene Ontology annotation, cellular component: cytoplasm.
CCUUCACUCACGUACUAGAGCUUCUCCACCUCAUUAUCUUCCAUGUUUUCUUUUUCUUUCAUAUGCUAGUGUAGACGAAGCACGUUGUAUGUUCAGGAGUGCUCCUUCUAUCCAGUGAAGCUAGUUAGUUAGGUGUUGGAGGGAUUGCAUUGGUUCGUCUCGUGUACUACCAGCAUGCCUCGGGUGGUGAUUGAGCUCUUUUGCCCUAGUAUUAGAAUCCUAGAUGACCUUAAGUUACGUCAGCAUAACCUGCACACCGAGUCCCAGCACGCUGGACAUCUUGACAUCUCGACAACACCAACGUCGUAACAAUCACCUUGCGAUUGGAGCCACCCUGUCUCAUUUGCCCACUCCAGACAUCAUACUCCACUUGCAUAACUGUGCACAGAUCCGCCGCCAAAUCCAUUAUUUGUUCUAUGAUAUGGGUGCCGGCCAGUCCAAGCAGGUCGCUGCGUCGGCUGUUGGGCGGGAAAAAGGGGAGAUUGCACAGUGCAUGUCCAAAUUGAGCGUGGCGGGGAAGAUGCAAGAAGCGUUGGAAACUUAUGUCUGUGUUGAUGAGGAUCCCCCAACCUACUCCUCAUCGAAAAGAAAUACCACUUUGUCUAUAUCAGAGACGAAACAUUGGGAAAAGGAGUUGCUGGCCGAUCCCAAGAACCGGCUCGCCUUAUCCGCUCUAUCAUCGCACUCCCCCACAACCAUUAUAGCUAACCACGCUGCAGAAAUAGCCGAUACUCAGGUCUUCAAUAUCAGGAUCCCGCUUGAAGGCGCUCCAAUCACCAAUCAGCACUCCUCCGGCCGUUGCUGGCUGUUCGCAUCCACCAACGUGUUCCGCGUGGCUUUGAUGAAGCUGUAUAAUGUGAAAAGCUUCGAGCUGAGUCAGGCGUAUCCAUUUUUCUGGGAUAAGAUGGAGAAGGCCAAUUGGUUCUUGGAGAAUGCCAUUGACACGGCUAGUGAGGCGUUGGAUGGCAGGUUGGUGCAGCGUCUAAUGUCAAGCCCCAUGUCGGAUGGCGGUCAGUGGGAUAUGGUCACGAAUUUGGUUGGGAAAUAUGGAUUGGUUCCGAAGGAAUUAUACCCUGAUACCUAUAAUGCCAAGAGUAGUUCGUUCUUGGGCAAACUUGUCACCACAAAACUGCGUGAGGAUGCGCUUGUCCUGCGCAAAAUGGCAACUAGUUUUGAUCCUUCUGUCAGGGCAUCCAUUGGUGAUACGAAGAAAAAGUUUCUGCAGGAAAUUCAUUCAAUCCUGACCAUUUUACUUGGACCGCCGCCAUCCCCCGAGGAGAAAUUUACCUGGGAAUAUUAUGACGCGAAUGGCAAGUUCUGCAAACUAUCCAUGACCCCCUUGGAAUUUGCAUCGAGCCUUUCAAGUCGUGAAGGUCUUAGGGCGUGUAAAGGGACGGACGUGAACGAGCUAUUUAGCCUGGUCAAUGACCCAAGGAACUCCUAUGAGCGACUGUUGACUGUCGAUCGGUUGGGGAAUGUUGUCGGCGGCCAGCCGGUAACCUAUGUCAAUGUUGAUAUGAAUACUAUAAAGGCUGGCGCCAUCGCAAUGCUCAAAGCCGGAAUCCCUGUCUUCUUCGGCAGCGACGUUGGGAAAUACUCCAACUCAGCAUCGGGCAUCAUGGACACUGCACUGUACGACUACUCUCUGGGCUUCAACGUCAACUUAGGCAUGAGUAAGGCCGAGAGGCUACAAACGGGAGAAUCAUCCAUGACGCAUGCCAUGGUCCUGACAGCCGUACACAUUGGAGACGACGGUAAGCCCCUGCGCUGGCGUGUAGAGAAUUCAUGGGGUGACGCCAAGGGUGACAAAGGCUGGUUCGUUAUGACGGAUAAAUGGAUGGACGAGUUUGUGUAUCAGGUUGUCGUUGAUCCGCGGUUUGUGAGUCAGGGAGUGAGAGACGUGUUGAAGCAGGCGCCAUUGACGCUCCCGCUCUGGGAUCCGAUGGGAGCACUGGCUUGAUUUCUAUGAUUUACGAUUUUGGUUACGCUAUGAUACCUCUAAUUU